Messenger RNA from Photinus pyralis (common eastern firefly), 1483 nucleotides. It is a transcript of the gene mAChR-C, whose product is annotated as histamine H2 receptor. The record is from RefSeq and is a predicted model, not a curated record. Gene Ontology annotation, cellular component: membrane; dendrite. Gene Ontology annotation, biological process: chemical synaptic transmission; G protein-coupled receptor signaling pathway, coupled to cyclic nucleotide second messenger. Lineage: Eukaryota; Metazoa; Arthropoda; Insecta; Coleoptera; Lampyridae. Gene Ontology annotation, molecular function: neurotransmitter receptor activity; G protein-coupled serotonin receptor activity. The coding region runs from base 385 to 1416 and encodes 343 amino acids. The transcript has 2 exons.
CAUGCUGUUCUAUCGGAAAAUAGUAGUUCACACCAAGAAUUCGGUGACGCGUAUCGGCAAAUUGCGAGUACAACACUCCAUGAGAUAUCACUUGUCUGAUAGAUAAGCUAUCAGAUGACCAGGACACUAAAAAAUCUGAACGCACAAAAUGUAUCAAAAUUUCACGUCGGCUUUAAAAGGCGCCCCGCCAAUGAUGCUCGAAACAUUUCUUUAGCGCGACUAAAAAGGGGGAGGAUUCGCAAAUUGUACUCAAAUUUCGAGGCAGUAGGGGAAGAGAUAAAAAUCGAACAUAGUUCACCUGCAAUUAAUCAGUCGAAAGUGUUUAGUGCCGAUUCGGGCAGGUGUAAGGUAAACAAUGCGUCGACUAGACACCUGCAAUAGGAGAUGAGUGCAACGCUCCCCCUUUACGUACUAAUUUUAGCGGGAGUCGUCGACGGUCUGCUAAUGCUGUUCGUCUUGUGCGGGAAUGUUUUAACGAUUUGUGCGGUGAAAUUAAGUCGAAAACUAUCGGCGGUGCUUUCGAAUCAGUUCAUCCUCAGUUUGGCGCUGAGCGACAUUAUGGUGGCGAUCAGCCUGCCGUACCACUUCGUGUUUUUCAUGGAGGGAGGCCUACAUGCAAACUCCGUCUUCUGUGUGCUUCGAAUAGUGUUGACGAUACUCGGCUGCGCAUCUUCGAUCGGUAACCUCAUCGGGAUUGCGUUGGAUCGGUACGUCGCCAUAGUUUACCCGUUACACUACGGUCGCUUUAUGACUAAGAAAGUUGCCGUCGCGAUUAUUAUAACCGGGUGGGCCGUUUCAAUUGUGAUAUCCCUACUGCCGAGCUUUUGGAAUCAGUGGAACGAGACGGACAGAUGUGUUUCGAUAAAUAAAGUCCUGCCCAAUGAAUAUAUUAAUUUUGUACUCAUACCGAUGUUUUUAAUGGUUUUGAUCGGGAUGUUCGUGGUCUACACGCGAAUUUGGAAGGAGGCGACCGGGCACGCGAGAAGACUGCGAAAUUCGACCAGUUACCAAUACGGGAAAAUGUGGAACGACUCGAAAUCUGUCCAGGUGGUGCUUUUAAUUAUCGGCUGUUUCUCCGUCUGCUGGUUACCCUUCUUCAUAUCAAUUUUAAUAAUGAAACUCGAAUCGAGAUUAAUCUACGAAAUAACGCUGCGACUCGCCAUCGCGAACUCGGGAAUAAAUCCCAUUAUAUACGCGUGGAAGAAUUCGAAUUUUCGCCAAAUUUUCGCCUGCCUACUGAGAUGUCGACUGCCAACCGGACUGUAUUACAACGCCAGUUUUAUUACGAACUAUACGACGGCAAAGAGAACGGGCAAUGUGAGAUUUGUGAGAGAGGAACAAUGCGUGCAAAUUGAAAGGGAUGGUAUCGCGACUGUUAGUGCAAGUAUUGAAACGUUACCAGAAUGUAAAGUAUAGUUGUGUGCGAGCAGCACAGCGUGUCUAGUCAAUUUUUUACACAAAUUAUAUGAACGUUGUUUUUUAA